Papilio machaon (common yellow swallowtail) is the source of this 513-nucleotide messenger RNA. It is a transcript of the gene ACBP, whose product is annotated as acyl-CoA-binding protein homolog. Gene Ontology annotation, molecular function: fatty-acyl-CoA binding. Gene Ontology annotation, biological process: fatty acid metabolic process. The transcript is spliced from 4 exons. Lineage: Eukaryota; Metazoa; Arthropoda; Insecta; Lepidoptera; Papilionidae. The coding region runs from base 103 to 375 and encodes 90 amino acids. The record is from RefSeq and is a predicted model, not a curated record.
GCAUUCGCGCAUCGCACGAUUUAUUUAGUCAUUCACCAGAGCCGGUCUAAAGAAGACGUUCCUGUUUCCAUUCUUGUUAAUUCGAUCAAUUAAACACACGUCAUGUCACUGCAAGAGCAAUUUGACCAAGCGGCAGCUAAUGUAAGGAACCUAAAAUCACUGCCCAGCGAUGGGGAUUUGCUAGAAUUGUAUGCCCUGUUCAAACAAGCAACAACAGGAGAUGCUGACCCUGCAAACAGACCCGGUAUGUUCGACUUGAAGGGCAAAGCCAAAUUCGACGCGUGGAGCAAAAAGAACGGUAUGUCAAAGGAGGACGCGCAAAAGGCCUACAUCGCGAAAGUCGAAAGUCUGAUUGCUUCCAUUGGUCUCCAGUAAUGGCCAACAUUGGUUAACAUGGCCAAUAUAACAUUUGGCCAUUAGCAAAUUUUGGAAAAUAUGAGCGGAUUGUGCACAAGUCUACUUUUUCUAAGAUUUUUUUUGUCAAAUAUCGUGUCUUCCUAAUUAAAUACAAAA